CUAAAUCACACAUUCCUCCAAACAUCUCAGCCACACAAAAAACCAAUCCACUCCUUUAUCAUCCAUUCUAUAAAAAAUCACUCUUUGUGUGUCUCCCCUUUGAUUCCCUUCAAACACAUACAAAAUUCAGUAGAGAAGAAACUAACUAAUCUUUGAGAUAAAAUGGCCACAGUCACUUCCACCACCGUUGCUAUUCCAUCAUUCUCAGGCCUUAAGGUUAACGCAAUCAAAGUUAAUUCCAUAGCUAAGAUUCCAACUUCAACUUCUCAAUUACCAAGGCUUUGUGUGAGAGCUUCACUCAAAGAUAUUGGAGUUGCUGUUGUUGCUACUGCUGCAAGUGCAAUGCUAGCUAGCAAUGCUAUGGCUGUUGAAGUGUUGCUUGGUGCUAGUGACGGGGGUUUGGCUUUUGUUCCAAACAAUUUCACAGUAAGUGCUGGUGACACUAUUGUAUUCAAGAACAAUGCUGGUUUUCCUCACAACGUUAUCUUCGAUGAAGACGAGAUUCCAAGUGGGGUUGAUGCAGCCAAGAUUUCCAUGCCUGAAGAAGAUCUUCUCAAUGCUCCUGGUGAGACUUACAGUGUUACUUUGGAUGCUAAGGGAACAUACAAAUUCUACUGUUCACCUCAUGCAGGAGCUGGUAUGGUUGGACAAGUCACUGUUAAUUAAAUUAAAAUGUCUUGUCACAUCUUUUUAUAAUAUGGUUCGUUUCUGUUGAUUUUGUUCUUGUAGAAGAGCUUAAUUAAUCGUUGUUGUAAUGGAAUACUAUUGUAUGAAAUGAACUGGUGUGAUGUAAUUCAUUUACUUCAGUGGAGUCAACUUUAUAAGUGAUUAAUAUGGUUUAAAUUUAAA
Trifolium pratense (red clover) is the source of this 849-nucleotide messenger RNA. RefSeq names its product plastocyanin. The record is from RefSeq and is a predicted model, not a curated record. Gene Ontology annotation, molecular function: copper ion binding. The coding region runs from base 163 to 666 and encodes 167 amino acids. NCBI's taxonomy places the organism in Eukaryota, Viridiplantae, Streptophyta, Magnoliopsida, Fabales, Fabaceae. Gene Ontology annotation, cellular component: chloroplast thylakoid lumen. The transcript has a single exon.